AUGGUUAGUUAUCAGAAAGAGAAAGCGAAGGAAGAGGAGGCGGCGGCGGCGCUGGUGGUGAAUGGUGAAGAAAGAGAGGGGGUGGUCGUCUAUGAAUGUCUUAAAAGUGAUUGGAUGAAAAGCAUAACUAGUGAUUGUUUAACAUACUUCAGCCAAUUGAUUGCAGAUCGUCAACCCUCUUCACUAUGGGAAGUUUGUUUAACUCAUUUCUGUAUAGAUUUUCUAUUAUUCUAUUUAAUACACAAUCAUUGUACACUGAAUAAACCAGUGCAGCUGGAUAUUCUAACCGCGUAUAUUGAUCGAUACGAGGCUAGCCGAAAGUCUUGUGAGUAUAUAAAACCGAAAGUAACAAAUUAUUUAAUUAGACAUUUUUUUCAACUUAUAGACAGAUUUUGA
Messenger RNA from Trichobilharzia szidati, 396 nucleotides. NCBI's taxonomy places the organism in Eukaryota, Metazoa, Platyhelminthes, Trematoda, Strigeidida, Schistosomatidae. The record is from the annotation of a GenBank genome assembly.